This is a messenger RNA of Tyto alba (common barn owl), 3894 nucleotides long. It is a transcript of the gene PIWIL2, whose product is annotated as piwi like RNA-mediated gene silencing 2. Gene Ontology annotation, biological process: regulatory ncRNA-mediated gene silencing. Gene Ontology annotation, cellular component: P granule. NCBI's taxonomy places the organism in Eukaryota, Metazoa, Chordata, Aves, Strigiformes, Tytonidae. Gene Ontology annotation, molecular function: protein binding; piRNA binding. The record is from RefSeq and is a predicted model, not a curated record.
ACACCCCAUCCCCCAGCCAUCUGCCACCACGGAACCAAAUCCUCCCUGGAUGCCCCCCCCGCUCUGGGGAGCACUGGGUGGUUGUGCAGAGCGGGGCUGGGGCUUCCCCCCCCCCCCCCCAGUAUCGCAGCAGCCCCCCCAUGACCACGCCCCCAUUGACCACGCCCCCCCUUCGUGGCCACGCCCCCCAAAUCGCCGGGCGCUCUCCGCGGUGCUGAACCCGCCGCCGUGGAGUGGGGGGGGCGUGGCCAGCGGGCUGCCCGCUCCGCGUGGGCGGGGCCGCGCCUGCGCGGUGAGCGCGGCGGCGGCGUGCUCGGCGGUGCCCCUCGACGGGGCGGCCAUGGAGUCCUCUCGGUCCUUCCGCCGGCCCGGCCCCGGCCCCGGCCCGGCCCCCGCUCCCCCGGCCGGGCUGCGUGGGGUGGGACUCCCGGGACGUGUUCAGCGCCUUCCCCAGCCCAACCUCCCCCAGCGCCAGCCUGCCCUCGUGCCGCUCUCCACCCUGCUGUGCGACCUGGGCCUCGCCGAGCGGCCGUGCCCCUCGCUGGAGGUGGGCGACUGGCCCAUCGGCCGCGGCGCCGCUGGCACGGCGAAGGCGCUGGCACAGCCCAGCCUGGCAGCGGAGGAUGAUGAGGGAGUGGCGGUGCUCCCCCCACGCGGGCGGGUGCUCUGGCGAGGGAGAGGGGACCCCCCCCCGGGGAGAGCCGCCUGCCCUGCCAGCCAGCAGGAAGCUUUGCGCCGCUGCUACGCCCACCCCGAUCCCGCUGGGACCCCGGCCCUCCCCGGCGACCCCCCCGGCUGCCGGCAGACCGUGAGUGCGAAGCGUUGGGCAGCGGGGACGAAGGGAACCACGCUAGCCGUGGGGCUGAACUCGGUUAAAAUCCACUGCCAGAACGAAGCCGUCUACCAGUACCACGUCACCUUCAGCCCUGAGGUGGAGUGCAGGAGCGCGCGCUUCACAAUGCUGAAGGAGCACCGGGCGGUGACCGGGGACGUGACCGCGUUCGAUGGCUCCAUCCUCUACCUGCCCAUCCUGCUCCCCCAGCUGGUCAGUUUGAAGGCUCAGAGGAGGAGCGACGGGCAGGAGAUCACCAUCACCAUCCAGAUCACCAAGGUCCUCGAGCCCAGCUCGGAUCUCUGCAUCCCCUUUUACAACGUGGUUUUCCGGAGGGUGAUGAGAAUUUUAGAUAUGAAGCAUGUUGGGAGAAAUUUCUUUGAACCUGCUCAGGCCAACGUAUUACAGCAUUACAGGCUCCAGAUUUGGCCGGGAUACUCUGUCAGCAUCCGGAAAAAAGACGGCGGCCUCUUCCUCUUGGUCGACGCCAUCCAUAAAGUCAUCCGCAGCGAUUCCGUCCUGACUUUCAUGCACACCAUUUACAAGAAAAACCUCAGCAGCUUCCAGGACGAGUGCACCAAGCAGCUGGUGGGCAACGUGGUCAUCACCCGCUACAACAACCGAACCUACCGCAUCGAUGACAUCGACUGGAAUAUGACUCCGAGGGACAGUUUCACCCUGGCCAGUGGCGAGGAAAUCACCUUCGUGGACUACUACAGUAAAGCUUACGGGAUCACCAUCAGGGAGCUGGACCAGCCGCUGCUUGUCCACAGGCCCAGGGAAAAAAGACUGCCGGAGGGGAAGCGUCGGCUGGACAUGGUACUGCUCGUGCCGGAGCUCACCUUCAUGACCGGGGUCCCCGAGAUGGGGAAAGACAGUCGCAUGGUGAAGGACGUGAUGCGGGAGAUGCUGCAGAGCCCCAAGCAGCACUACACGCGUCUCACCGGCCUCCUGCGCAGGAUCCAGGACAGCCCAGAGGCCUCGCGGGAGCUGAUGCUCUGGGGGCUCAGCCUGGACUCGGAUAUCCACAGGAUCCAGGGCCGAGUUCUGCCCCCGGAGAGGAUCAACCUGCGGCACAGCUCCUUCGUCCCCGCCAAGGACCUGAGCUGGAACAAGGAGGUCACGCGAGAAGCCUCCAUCUCGGCGGUCACCAUGAAUUACUGGUUGCUGGUUUACCCGAAGCGCCUGCAGGACCUGGCGAGGGAUUUGGUGGCCGCCCUGGAGAGCGUCUGCGGCCCCCUCGGCAUGCGCGUCAGCCGGCCCGCCGUGGUGGAGCUGAAGGACGACCGCAUCGAGACCUACGCCAGAACGAUCCGGAGCGUUUUGGGCAGCGAGGAAAAGGUGCAGCUCCUCCUGUGCAUAAUUUGCAGCAGCCGGGAGGAUUUGUACGCGGCCAUCAAGAAGCUGUGCUGCGUGCAGUCCCCCGUGCCUUCCCAGGUCAUCAACGCGCAGUCCCUUGCGGGCCAGCCGGGCAAGAUGAGGAGCGUGGUCCAGAAAAUCCUGCUGCAGAUGAACUGCAAGCUGGGCGGCGAGCUCUGGGGGGUCGACAUCCCCCUGAAACAGCUGAUGGUUAUCGGUAUGGACAUCUACCACAGCCGCAGCAAAGGGAUGCGCUCCGUCAUCGGCUUCGUGGCCAGCAUGAAUCACAUCCUCACCAAGUGGUACUCCAGGGUGGUCUUCCAGAUGCCCCACCAGGAGAUCGCCGACAGCCUGCGGCUCUGCCUGGCCGAUGCCCUCCAGCACUUCUACGAGAUGAACCACUGCUUGCCCAAAAAAAUAGUCGUGUACAGGGACGGCGUGUCCGACAGCCAGCUCGACACCGUGCUCAAGUACGAGAUCCCGCAGAUGCAGAAGUGCUUCGACACCUUUGAGAACUACCAGCCCAGCAUGGUUGUUGUGGUGGUGCAGAAACAAAUCAGCACCAACUUUUACACCCUCACAGAGGAGCAGUUGGUGUCCCCUCCUCCGGGGACGGUCAUCGACCACACGGUCACCAGCUCGGAGUGGCAGGAUUUCUUUUUGUUGGCCCAUCACUCUCGCCAAGGCUGCAGCAUCCCCACGCGCUACGUCUGCGUGCUGAACACGGCCAACCUCAGCUGCGAGCACCUGCAGAGGUUGACUUUCAAGCUUUGUCACCUGUACUGGAACUGGCCGGGCACCAUCCGGGUCCCUGCCCCGUGCAAGUACGCGCACAAGCUGGCUUUUCUCUCGGGGCAGGUCCUGCACCACGAGCCCAGCACCCAGCUCUGCGACAAACUCUUCUUCCUAUAGGCAGGGCGCUGGCAACGGGGGGAGGAAGGGCUCACUUUGGGGUUCAGCUCCCCCAGCCACUGCUGUUGAGUGUCCUGCAAGGGGGACUGUCUUUCCUUAAAUGUGUUUUGUUUUGUUGUUUUCCAUUUAUUUAUUUCUGCAUGUGGUUUCUCAGGUUCGUUUUUAUCAUUUUAAAAGGAUGCUCAGAAGCGCUCCGGCGCGGCCCCCGGCGCCGUGGGCUCUGGGGAUUCAUCUCCACGGGAAUGAACCCGGAGCAAAACCCCGCUGCUGCGGGGCCGCCAGCCUCUACCCACUGGUUUCCAGUCCUCCCAGCAAAGGGGUUUGUGUAAAUGAGCCCCAGAGGUGAUGCUGCUCCCACAGCACAGGCUGCGGCUCAUCCCUGCCCGCCCCCCUGCCCUGUGCAGGUGUUGGAUGCAAAAAAAAAACCCAAAGAUUUCUGGUAUUUUUUUUCCCCCCAAUCUUUUUCACUGUCAUCAAGACAGCCGCCAGUUUAAAAUUUUACUUUGCUUUUUCGAGCUCUUGUUUAAUAAACCCAGCUCCAAUUUGGCUGGUUGUCACAGCCUUAAGAAUUCAGUGCUUUCCUAAGGAGAAGCUUUCAUUAUUUUUUUUUAUUAUUCUGUUGGGCUGGUAGAGGAGCAGGUCCCUAUCUCGAGAGACAAAAAUGUGUUUGAGUUUUCAGCUAUUUCAGGAGUUUCUUUACCAUGGUCAAGAGUGUGUUUGAGACCUUUUUUUUGGGGGGGGGGGGGGGGCAGGGCUGUAACUGUAGUUUUCAGUUCACUUCAAUAAAAUUG